AUGCAUCUUAACUUGGUCUCAGAAAGGGAAGGCAUGGAAAUGAAGUCAACAACUUUGACACCAAUUUCUGAAGUUUACUUACUCCUCCCCAGGGGCCUCUGGCCUCUUUCUUGGACCCAAAUGGUCAAUAUUAGACCUUUGGAUGCUUCAAGGGAGAAGCCCUUGAGGGAGAGUCAACAAACAACCCCUUCAUUGUUUAUUCAUCAACUUUAUCUCUUCUAG
Sphenostylis stenocarpa is the source of this 222-nucleotide messenger RNA. Lineage: Eukaryota; Viridiplantae; Streptophyta; Magnoliopsida; Fabales; Fabaceae. The record is from the annotation of a GenBank genome assembly.